Hordeum vulgare subsp. vulgare (domesticated barley) is the source of this 2124-nucleotide messenger RNA. Its product is annotated as nuclear pore complex protein NUP62-like. The record is from RefSeq and is a predicted model, not a curated record. The coding region runs from base 120 to 1829 and encodes 569 amino acids. The transcript has a single exon. NCBI's taxonomy places the organism in Eukaryota, Viridiplantae, Streptophyta, Magnoliopsida, Poales, Poaceae.
GUUAUGAAGAGAGUAUUAGUUUCGUGGAGACAAAACCUCUAGAUCGCUCGCUGCGGGCAAGUGUCGAGCGUGCGUCAGCUGCGGCGCACGCAGGUUUUCCUUUUUCCCGGUGACUAAUUAUGGACGCGGAACAAUGUAGUUCACCAAACCAACACCGCACAGACGCGCAGAGCCAGCCGAGUCGCAUUCCCACACACACACAGCAACAAACCUCCGUCCCCUUCCUCCUUCCUCGCGUCGGGGGUGGGUGGAACGUGCGCCGAAUCAGCACCAGCAGCCCGCUCCCCCGCCCCCGCCCCCUUUUAUACCACGCCGCCAGUUCACACCAAAGCUUCUCUUCUCUUCUCUCCUCCCUCCACCUUCGAUCUUCCGGCUGGAUCACGCGCGCAGUCAGGGCUGGGCGCUUGCGGAAUGGAAGAUCCGCUCUUUUUAGCCACUUGUGGUCAGUGAGCGGUUUGGUGGUGGUAGUUGGCCUCGCUUUCUUGGAGGGUUGCACCAGCGGCAGCGCGUGCGGGAGGGAGGGAGAAGGACUGCUCCUGUCGGCCGCCAUGGACUCCGGCAACAGCGGCAGCCUCCAGUCGUCCAGCGGCGGCGACGACGACUUCGACUCGCGGGGAGGCGGCGUCGACUCCUCGCCGCUCUCCGCGCUGCUCCGCCCCACGCCCUCGCCCUCGUCGGCCGGGGCCUUCUCGAUGCACGGAUCGCUCUACGGCCUGCAGGAUUUCACCUCCGCCUCGCCACAGCAGCAACAGCAGCAGCUCCAGCACCAGCAGCACCACCACCAGCAGCAGCAGGCGUCCUGGUCGGCGCAGUUCAUGGCGGGGCCGGCCUCCUCGUCGACGCGUGUCGCGCCGCCCGACGCCGGCAUGGGCGCGAGCGCGCAUCAGGCGCCUGAUCCGUCUGCUGCGGCUGCGGCGGCGCCGCCCAGGGGGUCGCGGAAGCGGGCGCGCGCGUCGCGGCGUGCACCCACCACGGUGCUCACCACCGACACCUCCAACUUCCGCGCCAUGGUGCAGGAGUUCACCGGCAUCCCUAAUCCGCCCUUCGCUGCCGGCGCAGGAGGCCCCGGUGCGUCUUUCAACUCCCGCUUCGACCACAUCUUCUCGUCCUCCGCCCUCCGCUCCGCCGCGGGUGCAGCCGGCGAUCCAGCCUCCUCGCUGCCGCCGUACCUCCUCCGCCCUUUCGCGCAGAAGCUCCAGACGGCAACCUCGCCUUUCGCACCCUUCACGUCGCCGUCCUCGUCAACACCUCCUGGACCGUCGUCGAACAUGGGCAUCGCCAAUGCCAAUGCCAGGGCGGCGGCCACGGCCGCCGCCACCACAACAGCGUCUGCCAAUCAGCGCGGCGUCGCCGGCGAUGACUUCCAGCUGACGUCGUCGGCGCUUCUGCGGAUGCAGGACCACAGCAGCAACUACCUGUCCUUCCAGAACCUCCUCGGCUCCACGCAGCCUUCGUCGCAGCACAUGUUCGGCGGCCUGUCGCAUGGUGCACCGAGGCUGCACGAGCAAUCGCCGUCGGAGUUCAUGCCUGGAGCCGGCAGCGGCAGCAUGGGGCUCAGCCACGGCGGGAUGAUGGUCUCCGAGGGGAUGCACAUGCACCAACAACAAAGAAGCGACGUCCACCAGGGCGGCGACGAGCUGUCGGGCGUGGUCCGGGCCGGCGCGUCCGGGAGCGGCGGCGGCGGCCACGGCAGCUGCAAGCUAAACUACCCGCCACACACCGUCGCGUCGUCGUCGUCCGCCGCGGCCAGCACCGACAUGACACCCGACGGCGGCUCCCGGAGCGGCCGCGGCGAGGGCCUAGACCCAUGGCUUUGUACAUCCGAGUAGUAAAGAGAAAGAGAAAGAGAAAGGUGCAUGCUUGCCGCUCUCUGAUUAAUUUGCUGCCCGCCACCAUGCAUCACAAACAACAAAUGUCUGGUUAGCCUUUUAAUUACUAGCAUUAUACCUUUUGUUACUUGUUGAUCGCUUCGAGUAGUAGUAUCUCCGUCACCAUCGGCCUUUGUACAUUUAAAACAUCAUCCAUCUUUGAUUCCCUUGUCUCUUAGGUAUAUCUACAUUGUAGUACACAUGUGCAAGGAGAGAUGGAGUGAUGGUGCAAUUACAGACAUUGAUUUCGUGUGCC